This is a messenger RNA of Staurois parvus, 381 nucleotides long. The record is from the annotation of a GenBank genome assembly. NCBI's taxonomy places the organism in Eukaryota, Metazoa, Chordata, Amphibia, Anura, Ranidae.
UAUGCAAAAAUGUAUAUCCCAUGAAGUCGCACUGAUACUGAAGUAGCAUGAUUUCAAAGCCGCAUUUACCCCCGGUUAAUAUAUAUGCGGCCGUGCGGGCCACGUUUUGCGCGGGCACGAGAGCCCAUUCAUUUGAAUGGACUCCCGUGCCCGUGACACGCAGGGAAGAAGUCUCUGCACUUCUUUGGAAAAUGCAGCCUACACGGGAACCUCGGUUCCCAGUACGGUUGCGUUUUCCAGUGCGGGCGGCACGCCAUUAGAAUUAAUGGCACCCACCCGCGGGUCCGCAAUUCUCUGUGCAGGUGGUGCGGCUGCACGGAUUUUCGUGUGGAUCCGCAGAGGCACCACCCGCACAGAUGUGAACCAAGGGUCAGUGUAAAC